AACACGGCCCGGGACCCUCGGUGUGAACGCAAACAGGAGCGGGGAUCCCUCAGCCUCAGGGGUGGCCGGGAGGGUGCGGGGGUACCCGGGGUGCCAUUGCCCGGGGGCUGGCACAGACCGGGGAACGCCGGGUUGAGGGUUUUUUCCCUCGCCUGUGGGCUGUGAUUGUGGCCAUCGACCUCCGCUGGGGCCUGAGAGCAGAAAAAGAAAAAAAAAAAAAAAAAAUAAGAGAGAAAAAGGUUGCCCAAGCGUUGUUAAGCAGCUUAAUUUCGUAGGAAUCGGUAAUUGCCAGGAGCAAAAGCUGAGUGAAUGUUCCUUCAAAUAAAUCCCAAACAAUGCUCAGAGGAUCUAAAACUCCCCUGAGAGUUAAAGAAAAUGAGAGUGGCUGUCCUGGACGGAAGGAAGAGGCCUCUUUCACUCCAUCAAGAGACCAGAAGAGCUGCAAAGCGACCAAAUCCAAAGUCGUCAGACCAUCCAAGAAGGAGAAUUUUGGUGAUGGGAACCAGACAGGGCCACCAAAACGUGCCCUGAAAUGGCCCAAAGUCCCCGAGGAGCAUUUGUGUCAGCCCCGGGGGUCUGAUGUGAGCUGGCAGCUCCCUGGGGUGCUCAGUGAGCCCCCCUCGCCUUUGCACACCAGGGGGGAUUGCUCCAGCAGCCGAGCUGUUCCCUUGGGAAACGACUUCUGCACUCCUGAGAGGGACAAAGAGGAUGGAAAACCUGAUUUUGGACUGUCUGAACAGCGGAAAAAACCUGGUGGCUUUGCUGCUGUGAUAACUGCUGAGUUCGGGACGGCUCAGGAAGGCUUUGGCAAACGAGCCACGGGGACUUCCCCAACUUCGCUAAAAUUUAGGAGGAGAUCAACCAUCGGCUUGAGGGGAUCCCCAGAAAACAACACCCUGAUCCGGUACCUGGCGCAGCAGAGGAGCAGCAGGCAGGGAGAAGCUUUCACCCAGAUCAGUCCUUUUAAACCUGCGAACGUGAGGUCGCUGAAGGACAAGAUCGACGCUUUCCAAGCCUCCUUUGAAUCCCUGCAAGAGGCUGAGGGGGAGGCUGGGCUCUCACACCUGGGGGAGCCUUCCCAGCAGAGAGGUUCCUGUAAGCUGAUUAAAUCUCCUGCUCAGAGCAAAGCACCUUUUAAAAAAGAGCCAAGCCUGGAGCACUGGAGUGAAAAGUUCUCGUUGAGCACCAGAGGAACUGCUUUGAAAGGAAAUUUAAGUGAAAAUGGGACCAAGAGCAGCAGGAGUGAGCUCAGGAUCUGCAGCAUCUUGUCCCCGCACCGAGCUGUGGCUGCCCCUGACCCUGCUGCUGCAAAGGAAUGGGUUUGUGAGCGACAAAAUCCUGUUAAAUCCUUGGAGACUGUUGUAACUGGAGAUUCCCUGGAAACAGGCCACGUUUCCAGGUGUGACCGAGGUGAUGCUGUCUCGGAUCUCAGCCCAAGGAAAGCUGUGGAAGAUGUCAGCCUGGGAAUGCUGGGUGGAAACCAAACCCCUGGGACACCUCUGGGAGCAGGGAACAUCCCCAGCAGUGACCUCUCCCAGAGCAGCUCCCUGCUGAGGUCCAUCCUGAAAAAAACCCCGGGGAUGGAGCUCGGGGACAGCCCCAAGGAAUACUCCAGCAGAGCCAUUGACAAAGGAGGAGGAGAAUCUGCUGCAGGCUCCAGUUGUGUAACAGCCAUUGAAACGUUGCAAACAGAGACGCCUGACGCUCAGAGCUCCAAAACACCAAGGAAGAAAAAAGUGACUUUUGGGGAAGUGCUGAGCCCCGAAAUCUUUGACCAAAGCCUUCCUGCCAACACCCCCCUACGCAGAGGAGCCUCCCCAGGGCACGGCCCCGGGGCAAGGCCAGCCCUCUCCGAGGAGCCUUUGCCCCUCCUGGAUUUUGGUUGGGAUGAUGAAGGUGUUGAGCCUCUCCCAGAAUUCCUGGAAGGUUCUGUUGCUGCAGAAGCCCCUUCACCUGUGGAAAAUGCAGAAGUAGCAGAUACUCACAAACCUGACGUGAUAACAACUCGUUCUUCUACGAAAAGGAAGCAGGGUGGGGCUGUGGCAGAGGGCACAGAUCAGAGCAGCUCUGGGGCACUGAGCACUGAGAGUGACAAAGGCACCAAAAACCCGAGGAGGAGCAAGAUCCAGAGACAGAAAAAUCCAAGCACAGCUGCUCCCAAGAAGACCCAGAAAACAAAAUACCCGUGCUAUGGGAAAAGAAGAAAGAAAAGAGUCAAGAAAUCUUUGUAUGGAGAAAGAGAAAUGGCUUCUAAGAAACCCCUCCUGAGCCCUAUCCCUGAAAUUCCAGAGGUUUUCUCUUCUGUCUCGUCUCCAAACUCACCAAAGGCAGAUGGACUUUUUACAGGUGCUUGCUGUCGUUCAGAGCCUGCAGCUUUGGCUGCCCCCGCACCCGAGGGUGCCUGCAGGGACACUGGAGGGACGUUUGGGAAAGAAAACCUGGAGGAGGCAGCAGCCACCAGCUCUGGACACCCCGAGGUGCCAGGGAGCCUGGAGGGUGCUCCUGGCUCCGCUCCUGAGUUUUCUGUGCCAGGUGCGGAAGGUGAUUUUGAUACAUCUGAGUAUUUCCAGCAGGGCAAAGAGACUCCACGUGAAAAAGCAGCAAAACACUGCAGUUCCUUGAUAGAAAAGGAGGAAUUAGAAGGAAAUCUCCUCACUGAGCCGGGAAUUCUGGAACCACAGGAUGAACAGGAGCGUGCCCAGAGAGCCAAGCGUCCUCUAAAGGAUUCUGUCAGAGGCGAUCCAGCAAGGAGAAGAAGAAGAAGAAGCAGCAGCACCUUCUACUUCCCUCCUGUCGAAAACACGGAAAUAACUGGGGCUGAUCUUCCCUUCUCCUGUUACAGUGUGGAAGAAGUUUUAUCAGUGCCCCGGGCCCAGGAGGGGUCCCUGCAGGGCCGCAGGAGCAGCGCCGAGCUCAGGGUGAGGCGCAGCAUGAGGCUGAGCAGGGAUGCAGCCGCUGAGGGACUUGCAUGGAUCCAGCUUCCCCUGCCGGCUGCUCCCAAGGGCAGGAGAAGCAUCAGCGCCUCCGUCCUGGCAGGAGCUGAGAACGUCCGCAGGGAGCAGAACCCGCUGCCCUGGGCAGCGCCGGGCAAGGAGAACGAGGGCUCUGCUGCUCUGGCCGCUGCUCCCGGCAGCACGCGGAGGAGGAGAAGCCUCUCGGAAGCCACGGCUCGAGAAACGCUCAGGGCCCCCAGCCAGAGGAGGAGAAGCACAAAUUCCGGGUGUGGGAAGGACGGGAGUGACCAAAACCACUCGGGAGCAGCAGAAACUCUUGAGCUGAGAUGGAAAGAUGUUUCAGGCAUCUCUGAUUUUCUCAAGUGAAGGUGCUUCUUUGAGCCUGGUGUUGCCUCUUGAGCGCAGUUUUCUUCUCUUUCCCACUUGUAUUUCCUCACUUAUUUUCUUUACUCAUCUUCUGGCUAACUUAGAGCUCAUUCUCCUUGUCUUGAUGCCUAAAAUGUUUGAAGAUCUGAACUGUGUGGCAGAGUGGCUCAGAGCAUUGGUCUGGCACAGUUUAGGGCAGGUAAUGAAGAGAAUAAAGAAAUUCUUCUCCCCGAUAAAUGUGUGUUUGUCAGAUGUGUCCUUGCAGCUGCAGUUGCUCCAAGGGUUUGUUUCCCACGUGCUUGACCCUUCCCUAUAAAUUGCUGUUGAAAUCUGCGUGGAUUUUCUUCUGGAUUGCAAAAACACAUUAAAAAAGAGAUUGUCUGCAACUAAUAAAGGAAUCAUUUAUUGAAAGGGCAGAGGGGGACGUGGGGAGCCUGUUUCUGUCUUCUGAAAAGAAGGCCGUGAGCAGCGGUGGGCUUCCUUAGAGUAACAUUUUGUGUUAAGAGUUCAUGAAUAAAGGGUGGUCAUUAAAGAGAAAAAAAAAAGCACUUUUAAAUGUUUAUUGUGUAUAAAAUUCAUCUGGCAAAU
Molecule: messenger RNA, 3908 nt
Organism: Hirundo rustica (Barn swallow)
Lineage: Eukaryota; Metazoa; Chordata; Aves; Passeriformes; Hirundinidae
Gene: CDCA2
Product: cell division cycle associated 2
Exons: 15
Coding region: 336-3320 (994 amino acids)
Biological process (GO): regulation of mitotic nuclear division; regulation of chromosome segregation
Cellular component (GO): chromosome; nucleus
Source: RefSeq, a predicted model, not a curated record